This is a messenger RNA of Polyodon spathula (Mississippi paddlefish), 3363 nucleotides long. RefSeq names its product zinc finger protein 397-like. The record is from RefSeq and is a predicted model, not a curated record. The transcript has 3 exons. Bases 177 to 1448 code for a protein of 423 amino acids. Lineage: Eukaryota; Metazoa; Chordata; Actinopteri; Acipenseriformes; Polyodontidae.
UCAAAGAGAAUAAGAACAACAAACGUCUGAAAUUUAAAAACAGUCCGAGCCCCACAGUAUUGUAUUUAAUGUAUUUAAAUGGUGUUGGGCACCCGCUGACACGGCGUGGAGGAUAAAAACCAAACAAACAAAAAAACAACAACAACGAACUAUUAAACAGAAUUCUUUGUGCUGCCAUGGACAGUGUGAAGAUGGAAUCUGUCCAGAUUAAAGAGGAGUUCCCUGAACUUGAACCUGUCCCCAUUAGAGUGGAGUUCUCUGGGCUGGCUUCCCUCCCCAUUAAACAAGAGCUCUUUAUGAUGCAAUGUGACAGCAGUCAGCCAGAAGUCUGUGAGAUUAAAGCUGAGCACAAUGAAAUGGAGAUCUCCCAGACAGAGGAACCCCUUCCUGUUAAACAAGAAGAGUUGCUGGAAACUGUCCGUAUUAAACAGGAGCCCCCUGAAGUAGAGUUUGACCACUUGGAACCAGGGAAGGAAGAAUCUGAGGACCUUAAACCAAACAUCCCUGAGCUGGAGCCUGUACGCCUGCGGGAGUGUAGCGUGGUGCUGGAGAGAAUCUGUGUGAGAGAGCAAGGUGCUGGAGAGGAAGACUCUCCCAACUGCACGCAAGAAGUUGGGAAGGAAGACGGACGGUCACAUUCAGAAUGCAGUCUAGCAGGUUCCAGUCCAGCAGCUAAAGUGAGGGCGGGCGGCGGAGAAUAUCCUGACUCUAGGAAAGGUUUAACCCAGUUACAGCAUUUAGAAGUACAUCAGCAAACUCACACUGGAAAGAAACAGUAUUGCUGCUCUGACUGUGGGAAGAGUUUCAGUCAUUCAGGACACCUGAAAACACACCGGCGAAUUCACACUGGAGAGAAACCGUAUCUCUGCACUGACUGUGGGAAGAAUUUCAAUGUGUUACAAAACCUGAAAACACACCAGCGAAUUCACACUGGAGAGAAACUAUAUCACUGCGCUGACUGUGGGAAGAGUUUCAAUGUGUUACAAAACCUGAAAAGACACCAGCGAAUUCACGCAGGAGAGAAACCAUGUCACUGUUCUGACUGCGGGAAGAGUUUCAGUCAGUCAGCACACCUGAAAAUACACCAGAGAAUUCAUACUGGAGAAAAACCGUAUCGCUGCACCAAUUGUAGGAAGAGUUUCAAUGUGUUACAAAAUCUGAAAAGACACCAGCGAAUUCACGCAGGAGAGAAACCGUGUCACUGUUCUGACUGUGGGAAGAGUUUCAGUCAAUCAGCACACCUGAAAACACACCAGCGAAUUCACACUGGAGAGAAACCAUAUCUCUGCUCUGACUGUGGGAAGUGUUUCAGACAGUCCGAAACCCUGAGAAAACACGAGCGAAUGCACUCUAGAGAGAUACCAUUUCGCCGCUUUGACUGUGGGAUGAGUUUCAGUCACACACAGUCCCUGAAAGUACACCAGCAAAUUCACAUAGGGGAGAAAUAGUAUCUCUGCUUUGACUGUGGGAAGAGUUUCAGUCAGUUAGGAAACCUGAGAAAAUACCAGCGAAUUCACACAGGAGACAAACCCUAGGAACCAUGUUCAUUCAGAAAAAACAUUAUUUUAUAUUAUGAAUCCCUGUGUAAUUACUGUUUUGUGUAUCACUCUUAAGAACUUGCAUAUUAAAUGGUAAAAAUGCUGUUCAACUCUCUUACACUGUAAUUGUGUCAAAGUGGGCGGUGACGCAGACACGUCACAAGAGACUUCUCUGCUGUCAGUUUAAAUGCAAGCCUGUCAAUGCAGUCAGUGCCUGGGAGCAGGAAUAUACAGAAAGGAAACUAUUCCACACCUCAUCUGAUGGACAAGUCAGGAGAAAUUGAUAAUUCUGUGUGGGAAAUGAGUUUCAGGAUUUAGCAUUUAAACUUCAUUAACUUGAAAAUAAAUAAAUUGAUGGGAACGACUAUCUCGACCCCGGUAUGUAGCAUCCAAGAGACAAGACUGCAUCGUCCUUACUGGCAAUCGCCUGGAGGAUUUGUCUUGUACAUUUUAUCACGUUUCUAGAACUAAUGAAAAAUGAUAAUGUCCCACAAUGCACCUGGACUCUGGGAGAAAUUCCUAGUUGUAAUUGAGUGUUCCGUAACAUGAUGUUUCAAUUUUUAAUCCUAUGAGACUUGAGAGGCUGUGAUGUUAAUGAAGUUUGUCGUUCCCCAUCCUCCCACAAAAUAGCGUAAAUCUACUUUAAAGGAUGGGUAAUAACGAUUUCAAUUGGGGAAUGGUUUAUAUUACCUGCUGUGCUGACCUGCCAGUCUUGUCUAAACAAACAAAGCUGAUUAUUAUUUUUUAAAUAAGAAUGUCUGUCGAAAGCCAAUAUACAACUUUCUUCCUGUAAAGGGUUAAGAAGUGCAUCAUCUGGUGGAUACAAGCUGCUGUGACACUCCCAUGAAAUGACAAACUAUCAGUCAAAGUUUGACGAAUGAUUCACAAUUGAACUGGUUAAAUCAUUUUCGUAACUAAUCUUGCGUACGCAAGUUUAAGAGUUGUUAAAACAUGUUUAACAUGCUUAUUGUAGAACAUGUUUAACAUGCUUGUAACGGCAAUUUUAAUUAGGAGAAUGAAACUGAAACUUUAUCUUGGAUCCAGACUCAUCUCGCAAUGAAGUGACCUCAGAGCCAACGCUGGAAUGGGGCUUCAUUCAGCGCCAUAGUGCCAACAUCCUCUCAAGAUGUUGAAUCUACAUCCAACUGCAGCUAUGUUACAAAGGCCAGCUGCAUUUCAGCUUUGUUUUUCAACAACGACCACAUCUCCAGAAUAACUAUUACAUUUCAAAGACUCAAGUAAGAUUUUUAAGAUUUAAUUAAAAUGCUAUUUGUUUGGAUAAGAAAUCUCUACAUGCAAACCAAAAGUAAACGUUUAAUACAGCGUAACACUUUGCUAAGAUUAAAGAGACAAUGCUACUUUGAUGAACAAUUGAAACAUAAUGAUAUAAAAAGUACAAUUUUUAUAUUUUCUAAAAUGAAAAUGUAUCUAUUGCAUCUUUAUUCCAAAGACAACUCUGAUGAGAGAUCUGGAUAAACUCACCAGGACAAAGAAUGCCAUUUGUUAAGCUAAAUCCCUGCUGUGAAGACUGGCUAGGCAUGACUUUGUUAAACAAAUUCAAAUCUUUAUCAGAUUAAGUACCAAGAUUUUGUUUACACCUUGUAUAUUUAAACUGAUAACAGGACCAUGUAAUGUUCUUACAAGACAUUGUGUCUGAAUAGUAUUCAAUAAGAAAUCUGUCAAAAAAUGGGAAAAUAACUGUUAUAAAAAUGAUAUUCUUGUGAACAUUUACAAGCAUAGAAAAUAUAGAGUAUUAAAAGCCUUAAUUAAAUCACAAAAUUAAGUAAUUUAAUUCAGGAAAUGGAUUAAAAUCUAAUUAAUUUAG